GUGAAUAUAGUUUUGGAUCCAGAAACAGCAAAUCACUACCUCAUUCUCUCUGAAGACAGGAGGAGUGUGCGAUGUGGAGGGGAAAGGCAAAAUCUGCCCGACAGCCGAAAGAGAUUCGAUCCGAAGACCUACGUGCUGGGCAGCGAGAGAUUCCGUGCAGUAAGAAAAUGGUGGGAGGUGGAAGUUGGGGGAGAGAAAAAUGCCACGUGGGCUGUGGGGGUGGCACGCGACUCCACCCCGAGGAAGGGACAGGUCAGCCUUCAACCCAGUGUAGGAAUCUGGGCUGUCGGGAAAGCCAUGGUUGGCUCAUUGUAUGGACUUUGGGCUUUUACCGCCCCUGAGCGGACGCCUUUGCUGUUGAAUCACGAGCUCAGGAAGAUCCGGGUGACCCUGGACUACGAAAGGGGUUCUGUGGGAUUUGUUGAUGUCGAAGGAGAUGUCUUGAUCUUCACUUUCCCGAACGCGUCCUUCUUUGGGGAGGAAAUCCGGCCCUUUUUCUUGGUCGGGCAAGGAGCUGAACUGAGUUGCUGAAUCUUGAGGGCACGACUCCUCACAGCCCCCUCCCCAAUCGCCCCCAAUGCCCCGAAAAAGAGGAGUUGUUUUUGCACUUCCCGCGCAACUGUAUGAGAUCCAAGCAAAGAGCUGUGGAAUGGCACUCAGGGAGGAAUGGCCACAGAACUUUGGGCCUUUCUGUCUGUGGGGUGAGAGCGGGUUGGCAUGUGGGGAAAACAGUGCUUUUAACAAUGGCCUGGCAGGCAGAAAUCCAACAGGCUAAGCCUCUUCUAGUAUGAAAAUACAGUCUUGGGGAAAGCUUCAUCAAUACUGUAUUCUCUCUCAUUUUGUAUUAUGGCAGCCAUGUUUUGUUAUGGUCCUGUGGCAGCCAUUUUGUUACUGGUACCGACAGCACUCCCUCAAAACUUGAGAUGUGCCCUCGUCCAAAAAAGUGGGCGCCCGCUGGUCUACAAUAUCAGUUCUGUACUGUACUGAGCAUUUUGUAUCAAUAAACCAUCUCCUUGUUUUCA
Molecule: messenger RNA, 1022 nt
Organism: Podarcis muralis (Common wall lizard)
Lineage: Eukaryota; Metazoa; Chordata; Lepidosauria; Squamata; Lacertidae
Source: RefSeq, a predicted model, not a curated record